Maniola jurtina (meadow brown) is the source of this 1428-nucleotide messenger RNA. RefSeq lists its product as uncharacterized. The record is from RefSeq and is a predicted model, not a curated record. NCBI's taxonomy places the organism in Eukaryota, Metazoa, Arthropoda, Insecta, Lepidoptera, Nymphalidae. The transcript is spliced from 6 exons. The coding region runs from base 616 to 1239 and encodes 207 amino acids.
UUGUGUGAAUUCCCGAAAACCGAACAUGUAGUGGUAGUUCCUCUUGUGCUGCAAAUGUUGAUAGAUGGUGGUAAUCAUGGCGGUAACCACUUAAUAUCAAGGCAUUCCCCAGGCGCCAGCUCGUUUGCUCACUAUUAUUGUAAAACAAACGCAAGCGCUAAACUGGAACAUUAAUAAAUUCAAAUAUAUAUACAUACAUAAUACAUAAGCUGCUAAAAUAACCCUUCUUUUUUGGGCAAAAAGCUACUUCAAUGACAUGACAUGUUUCAAAGAAUGAAUUCUAUGAUCGAAUUACAAAUUAUCUCAUAUUUCUUUCGCAGUUGUUUAGAACUAGGUACCUAUAUUAAGUAGGUAGUACCUAUCCUAUAAAAAGGUUUUUAUGACCUUCAAACUGUUAUACCUACUUGUUUAACCUAAUUAAGGAAAGCAAAGGUCGUCGAGAAGGAAGUGAAAAUAUGAUGAUCGGUUGCUACUGUUGCUAGGGAUCGUAUAAUCAAUUUAUUAAUUCUCAAGGACAAAUACCUAUUUACUUAGGUCAAUGCAUGUAGCAUUCCAUUGUCCGUAUCGGGUUAAGUUUUACUUUUCAGUGAGAAUAAUUACUCUUAAUAGUUUACAAUGAAUGAUACAGAAAUAGAGAAUUUGAAAACUGAGUUGGAACACGAAAAAACAUGCAGAGAAUCUGCAGCCUGGCAAAACGGUGAACUGGAAAAACAAAUCGUGUGUAUCCAGGAGGAACUGCGCAAAUCAGACUAUCCCUGGGAUUCUGAUCUCGACCUGCAGAAGGAGAGUCUCAAACACAAGCAGUUGCUCGAAGCGAUCGACACUUUGAAGGAACAAUUGCCUAUUUUGAAGGAAAAAAUUAAGGGCGCUAAGAUUUGUGGAUUAGAUUGCAAAUUGAAACACGAUGAUCUCAACAUCAACUUAGACAUCCUCACUCCGGCUGAACUAUUGCGUACUGUAAAACGUUUUGAAAGACUUAAAACGGAUUUAAUAAGUACGUUGCGAAGUAAGGAGUGGCGUUUGGAUUCCGAGUCGAAGUUGUUCGUGCGAGUCAACGAUCAGAGGACGUAUCUGCAGAACGAGCUCAUGAUCUGCCAGAACAACAUCAUGCGGCUCCAGAGAAACGGAUCUUACUGGCAACACGUGCCGCGCAACAACGACGAGCGCGCGCUGGACGCCAAGCGCGGCCCCGUCAGGAAGAUCCUCGGCAACGAGCGGUUGCCGCCCAUCGUCACAUAACUAGCCAAGUACAUCGACACGCGGGACUUAGAGCAAUACCUUAGCGACAAAUUACAUUAGGGCGCAAGAGACGGAGUUGCCCGCGAAAUUUUAAUUUAAUUUGUAAACUAAUACGACAAAGUAGGCUCAUGGCAUUUUAAUUGCGCCAAUGGCAGUAUCAUCCUCUCAGGUUUAUAUAUAAAUCUUUAC